UUGGGGUAGCAGAAAUGCAAUGAAUUUAAUGACUUUCUUAUCUAAUAAGUACAUUUUGCUUAUGUUUUGCUGUAUAUCAUGUCUAUAAUAACAGCCAUCUAUAUGUCCAUACAUUUAUUAUCAUACCCCUGCUGAAAAAUCCAGCUUAAACCAGCCUUAGCUGGUUGGCUGGUUUUAGCUUGUCAUCCGGCCUGGUUUUAGAGGGUUUUUUGGACAUGUUUGUGUUGAUUCUUCUCCUCUUAAACAGACAGAGAAACUCCUGCUGAAGCGACUGAGCUCCACUAUUAUAAAGAUGGCCUUUAUUAAAGAGGAGAGUGAAGACCUGAAGAUUGAAGACACAUUCACAGUCAAACAUGAAGAUGCUGAGCAGAUAACAGACUUGAUGGAACUGAAAGAGGAGACUGAAGUACUGGAUGAAGAAGAGGAAGAUCAAUAUGAGAAGCGUCUUGAUUUCAAAACUGAAGUUCUUAGAUGCUCGGAUACUGAGAAGACUUCCUCAAGAAAAGGAGCUCAAAUAUCUGAAAGUGGAAAUCCUUUGAGCUGCCAGAAGUGUGGGAAGAGUUUCAGACGACCUUCCCUGCUUAAGGUCCACAUGAGGAUCCACACUGGAGAGAGGCCGUACUCCUGCCAAGAGUGUGGAAAGAGUUUCAGUCAUAACGCAAAUCUUGGUAGACAUUUAAGAAUUCACAAUAGAGAGAAGCCCUUCACCUGCCAACAGUGCGGGAAGAGUUUCAACAGGAAGGGAAACCUUAGUAGCCACAUGACGGUUCACUCUGGAGAGAAGCUGUUCACCUGCCAACCGUGUGGGAUAAGCUUCACUCACAAGCUAAGCUUUAAAACACACAUCACAGUUCACAAUAGCGAGAAGCCGUUCACCUGCGAACAGUGUGGAAAGAGUUUUGAUCAACAGGAAAGUCUUAAGGCACAUAUGAGAGUUCACACGGCAGAGAAACCCUUCACAUGCUCUCACUGCGGGAAGAGUUUCAGUCAAAGACGAUACUUGGCAGACCACAUGAGGAUCCACACUGGAGAGGAACCGUACACCUGCUCUUAUUGUGGAAGGGGUUUCAGUUACAGACAUCACAUCAGCGAUCACAUGAGGAUCCACACCGGAGAAAAGCCGUUCACCUGCGGCCACUGUGGAAAGAGCUUCAGUCGGAAAGGAGUCCUCAACAGGCACAUGAUGCUCCACACCGGAGAGAAACCUUACACAUGCGGCCACUGUGGGAAGAGCUUCAAGUACAGACCGGCUCUUAAACAACACAUGAAGGUCCACAUAUGAGGGAAGUGUUGCCGACAAUGUUCAAUCAAUUUCAGAGACAUGAUCGGUGAGAAGCAAUAUCACAGAAGUGCCCUUGCUAUGGAGUGGAUAACUUGAGGAAUUUGCACAUGAACUGAAUGCAAAUGAGGACUUUUAGAGUGUAUAUAUGUAUGCAAAUGUGUUUUGCACACAUUGCCUCUAAUAACACAAUAAAUGCAGUGAUUAAACCGCAGUUGUGAAAUCAGCCAUAUCACUGGGUAGCCCAAAUCUUGUCGUCCUCCGAAGCCAAGCAGAGUUGAGAGCCUGGUCAGUACCUGGAUGGGAGACCACAUGGGAAAACCAGGUUGCUGUUGGAAGGGGUGUUAGUGGGGCCAGCAGGGGUGGAUAUCCUGCAAUCUGUGUGGGUCCUGAUGCCCCAGUGUAGUAAUGGAGACACUGUGCUGAAGGGGUUCCAAACUCCGGGGCCGGUGUCCUGCAGAUCCCCGGUGUCUGUUUCUAGAAAGUCUAGUAAGAGCUUGAUUAGCUAGCCCAGGUGUGUCUGAUUGGGGUUGGAGCUAAACUUUGCAGGACACCGGCCCUCCAGGACCGAGUUUGGACAUGCCUGCUGUACUGCAAGAAGAUCUUUGAAUGAGGAAUGAGACAAUAA
Danio rerio (zebrafish) is the source of this 1907-nucleotide messenger RNA. The record is from RefSeq and is a predicted model, not a curated record. Lineage: Eukaryota; Metazoa; Chordata; Actinopteri; Cypriniformes; Danionidae.